AUGAGUAUGUGUGUUAGAGAACAACGUGUAACUUCUUUUGGUCUUUUGGUAACUGGAUUUAGUGAAGAGAAUAGUUAUCUUUUCAUCACUGUUACUGAUAUCUCUUUGAGUGACUACAUUGGUGUCCAAGCUUCGAAGCACGCAACCUAUGUGCCGCACACUGCUGGAAGGUACUCAGUGAAGCGUUUCCGGAAGGCUCAAUGCCCAAUUGUUGAGAGGCUUACGAACUCACUGAUGAUGCACGGCCGAAACAAUGGGAAGAAACUUAUGGCAGUUAGGAUUGUGAAGCAUGCCAUGGAAAUUAUUUAUCUCCUGACUGAUCAGAACCCAAUUCAAGUCAUUGUCGAUGCUAUAAUCAACAGUGGACCUCGUGAAGAUGCUACUCGUAUCGGUUCUGCGGGUGUUGUGAGGCGUCAGGCUGUUGAUAUUUCUCCUCUUCGUCGUGUGAAUCAAGCCAUCUAUCUCUUGACCACCGGAGCACGUGAGUCUGCAUUCAGAAACAUUAAAACCAUUGCUGAAUGUUUAGCCGAUGAGCUUAUUAAUGCUGCAAAGGGAUCGUCGAACAGCUACGCGAUCAAGAAGAAAGAUGAAAUUGAGAGGGUUGCCAAGGCCAACCGUUGA
Molecule: messenger RNA, 621 nt
Organism: Gossypium raimondii (Peruvian cotton)
Lineage: Eukaryota; Viridiplantae; Streptophyta; Magnoliopsida; Malvales; Malvaceae
Product: 40S ribosomal protein S5
Exons: 4
Coding region: 1-621 (206 amino acids)
Biological process (GO): translation; ribosomal small subunit assembly
Cellular component (GO): ribosome; cytosolic small ribosomal subunit
Molecular function (GO): rRNA binding; structural constituent of ribosome; mRNA binding
Source: RefSeq, a predicted model, not a curated record